UUGAGAUGGAGAUGCCUUGUCAGCAAUGCAUCACGUGUCCACUUUCUGCAUCUCUCCCGCCGGUGUUUGCAAAAGCCUGCCUCUAUGGUGAGCUCUAGUUUCGCCAUCGACUAGUUUACGCUAGCCACAUCCCCACCCUACUCGCACAGCGCUCGUAUUACCAGAAGCGUCUCGACAGAAGCUGCAAAGAAGUCUUAGCUACGGGAAGUAUGCUUAAAAUGAGCGAUAAGUAUUUUUUAAAUCUGGUUCUUCUUGGGUCGUCGUAUAUGUAUAUCACGCUUUUACUUAGGUGAAAUCUAAGAAAGCUCUUCAGGUGUUUUAUUUUCCCAGAUAAUUUUCAUUGGUAAAUAGCGUUUUCAAAGGCGCUGACAUGCCAGUUUUCCUCAGAGAAAUAACAUGAACGGCGCGAUUGUUGUCGUUUAUUUUAAAUGGUCAUGUAAUGCCAGAUAAUGCAAUUGCUGCGCGACGAGGAAGACACAGCACCUGUGCUGUUGAAACAGAGACCGUGAUUUUCUGUUCAGUUGCCUUUGAAUUGGAUUUCGUAGUUUCUUGACGUUUUUUGCGCACACCUUAGUAAAAACAGGCUAGGUAGUUGACUCGUAAACGUGUGCAGACGUGUGCAAAUUUCAGAGAGUGAUACGGUUUGCAAGGCGCGACCAAGUGUGCAAGGUGCUCUCGUUUCUGUGGUAGAUCUUGCUAUGUUUUCUAUUCAGCCAGACUGAGGAGCGCCUCCCUUCGUUUGAGACCCGAUCCUUAAAUGACCUAUUGCUGAAGACAUUGUGAUCUAUUGCCUAGAUCAUGGCAUGUGGCUCAUUUCAGAUUUAUACAAGCGCGGCGUUGAGGAUCACUAGAGAAAAUGGGGAUCAGGUCCAGAAAUGUUGGUAACGGUUCGGAAGAACAGAGAGACAAGAAGGCAGGCUUGCCCGGGGACUUGGACCAAGGGGCUGUGGCAGAUAAAGAUGGAGCCUUUUUGCUCGUGGGACCUGGCAGAGACGAUUUCAAAAGAGGGUCUCAGAGUAUUGGGCUUUUAGCUAAAACUCCCCUGGGGUACACUAGACCUGUAAAGCGGAAUAACAUCAGGAGGCGAAGAAUUCAGAAUCUGAUCUACGACGCGCUUGAAAGACCAAGAGGAUGGGCGCUGCUUUACCACGCAUUUGUAUUUUUGAUCGUGCUGGGGUGUUUGAUCUUGGCCAUAUUAACCACUUUUAAGGAGCAUGAAAAAGUUUCAGCACACUGGCUUGUAAUAUUGGAAACCUUUACGAUAUUCAUCUUCGGUGCGGAGUUUGUGCUGAGAAUAUGGGCUGCUGGGUGCUGCUGUCGGUACAAAGGAUGGAGGGGGCGCCUCAAGUUCGCCCGGAAACCACUUUGCAUUUUAGACAUCUUCGUGCUGAUCGCCUCGGUGCCGGUGGUGGCGGUGCGGAACCAGGGCAACGUGCUGGCCACGUCCCUCAGGAGCCUGCGCUUCCUGCAGAUCCUGCGCAUGCUGCGCAUGGACCGGAGGGGCGGGACCUGGAAGCUCCUGGGAUCCGCCAUUUACGCCCACAGCAAGGAACUCAUCACUGCCUGGUACAUCGGCUUCCUGUCCCUCAUCCUGGCCUCCUUCCUGGUAUACCUUGUGGAGAAGGAUGACAUCACCGCGGAGGUGCCGGGCGGCGAGAACCCCACAGGCCAGCCCACGCCACAGGACUUUGACACAUAUGCCGACGCCCUGUGGUGGGGCCUGAUCACCCUGACUACCAUUGGCUACGGGGAUAAGACACCGAAGACUUGGGCCGGCCGGCUGCUGGCCGGCACCUUCGCUCUCAUAGGCGUGUCUUUCUUCGCUCUGCCUGCAGGAAUUCUGGGCUCAGGGCUGGCUCUGAAAGUACAGGAACAGCACAGGCAGAAGCACUUUGAGAAACGCAGGCAUCCUGCUGCUGGACUUAUCCAGUCGGCAUGGCGAUAUUAUGCCACCAAUCCUAUCAGGGAAGACCUCGUUGCCACCUGGAGAUUCUAUGAGACUGUCAUCUCCCUACCCUGCUUCAGGAAGGAUCAUUUGGAAGGAAUGGCAAGCCAAAAGUUGAGUCUUCUGGAGCGUGUACGCUUGCCCAACCCUCGUGUCCCCACCUCCAUGAAGGGCAAGCUGCUGAUGCCCCUGAACCCGGACUCCAUACAGGAGAGCCCCACCAAGGAGCCCAAGCCAGCAGGCUUCAGCAACCGCGAGAGGUUCCGCACGGCGUUCCGCAUGAAGGCCUACGCUCUCCGACAGAGCUCCGAAGAUGCUGGGGCUCCCCCCGACCCCGUGUGUGAGGAAAGGGGUUUCCCCCCAGAUAUUCUCCUGGAGGAGAUGAUCCCUACGCUGAAGCUGGUCAUCCGGGCUGUCAGGAUAAUGAAAUUCCUCCUGAACAAAAAGAAGUUCAAGGAGACUUUGAGGCCUUAUGACGUCAAGGAUGUGAUCGAGCAGUACUCUGCAGGGCACCUGGACAUGCUCUGCAGAAUCAAAUACCUCCAGACUAGAAUCGACAUGAUCUUGGCUCCCGGACCCCCGUUAACCCCAAAACACAAGAAGACUCAGAAAAUGCCAUUCACCUACCCAUCCCAGCAGUCUCCCAGACAUGAGCCCUACCUAGCCAAAGCAUCCAUGCCAGAGCCUGAAGACCAAAGCAUGAUGGGAAGAUUUGUCAGAGUGGAGAGACAGGUGGAGGACAUGGAGAAGAAGCUGGACUUCCUGGUGGACAUGCACAUGCAGCACAUGGAGCACCUGCAGGUGGAUUCUGGCGGCGCAGCACGGAUGACCAUGGAGCCCUGCGGCCCGGGCGGCGCCGACCUGGAGGAUCGCGGCUUCACCGAGAUCCGCCGCGUCUUCUUCAACUACGCCGAGGCCUGCCCGCACAUGUCCUACCAGGUGCCCGUCAGCAAGGUGGUGCCCUUCUAUAGCUGCCAGCAGGAAAUGGGUGGGGGCGGCCUCCCGGGCGGUGGCGCGGGCGUGGGGGCGGAGGGCAUCGCGGCCCACGCCGUCCCCACCUACAUGGAGCGCCCCACCGUGCUCCCCAUCAGCUCACUCAAUGACACCCAUGGGGGCUCGGGCUCGGAGGCGCACAGCUCCUACCGAGACCCCGGCUCCCAGGAGCAAGGGCGGACCAUGGGGCGGGACACAGACACGCCCCUCUCGCUGCUGUCCGUCACCCACGAGGAGCUGGAGCGCUCGCCCAGCGGGUUCAGCAUCUCGCAGGAGCGGGACGAUUUGACUUUCGGCACGGGGGGCGCCGGGGGCUCCAGCUGGAUGAAGGAGAAGCGCUAUCUGGCGGAGGGCGAGACGGACACAGACACGGACCCCUUCACGCCCAGUGGGCCCCUCCCUCUGUCCUCGACUGGCGAGGGCUUCCCUGACUCGGUGUGGAACACGCCUCCCUAACCCCGAAUGGGCUGGACGUGAAAGAGAGAGAGGAGCUUCCCCACCUGUCAACUGGUGGAUGGAACAAAGUUAAAAAAGAAGCGUGUAAAGUAUACAUAUGUUGUACAGAGCAUUCAUUGCAAAAUUAUACAAAGGAAAAAAAACUCACCCAAAGCUUUAUCGCUGCAAAGCAAAGAGCAAUGCAUGAGAUGCAUGCAAAUUUAGUAGUAGGCACUGCAACGUUCAGGUAAUGGAAAAAAAAUAUAUAAUUUCAACGGAAUACUUUAAAUGCUAUGCCAUUUUUGUAAUACUUAUUUUUUUAAGGGAAACAGAAUUUCAGUUUUUAUGCAUGGUUUGCAUGAAGCUGCACCAUUUCGGAACGGUUGAAUGUUCAACUGUGGUCAACAGCAUUUCUCCCGUUGUCUAGUUUGUGUGGCUUAGUAUGUUUGGGAUGGAAAAAGAAUGCGAAAAAAGUAUUAAUUUUUUAAAUUUUGUUUUUUAGCAUACGUGUUAUGGAUAAUUUGAGAGACUUCCAAACCUUUCUUAUAAGGUUACAUAAAGAUCUGAUAGCAUAUUCUAGAUAUAAUUUAAUUUUAGUUGCAAGAAACAGCACUUUGCAAAAGUCUUAUUGUAAAAUUCAAUAUUUUGGUAUGUCUUUAUUUGAUAAGUUGCCAAUAUACCUAAAUACCACUGUAGUUACUGUGUAACCUCUAUGUAAGUACUCCUUGCUACACAGCUGCUGUGGCAUGUGGAACGCAGGUAAUCUUUUCCCCAACCCAAAAUAAAUCCUAGAUUCGUUCAUAAAAUUAAAGAAGAUUCAACCCAUCACUUUUGGUACAAAAGAAAGAUAUGUAGCAAUGUGUACUUACAGUUACACAGUGUAAUUGUAAAAUUACACUGUAAUUACAUAGGUAUAUUGUCUGCUUUAUGUAAAGUGUGACUGAUUUUCUGGCACAACUGAAUGCAUCCAUAUCAGAAUUUUUUAAUGCCAUCUGCGUUAUCAAAGACAUGUUCACAGUUUGAUACAUAUUGGGUCUGGGGCUGUUCUUACCUGCCUCAGAUUAUUAAUGCUAUUAACAAAUAGGCAACAAAUAAGACAAAAAUGAUAUGAACUGAUUUGGGAUUAUGAGGUGUUUUAAAAGGGAGUACAUGUUACAGAAAAGAGUCCUGUUAUUUUCACAUAGGAAUAGGUAACCCAAACAUAUGGAAUCUACUGCAAAUUUAUUAUACAUAUUCUGUGUACAAAAUAUAUCACACAAAAAAUUUAGCCAUCUUAAUUUAGCUGAUUCAUAUUUUUUCAAUAGUGUCUGGAAACUUACAUGUGGCAUAAAUGGCACAUUUCUUUCAAAAAAUUAGAUGCAUGUUUAGUAUCUUCAACAAUGAAGCACAUACUGUGAUAUGCAGAACAUGAUCCACAUUACUUCAGAAACUCGCACUUCAAUACAACAGUCUUUCAGUACAAUGAAUCCAGAAGUCUUAGCUACCAAAAAUUCACUCGGAUGAUGUUAACAACUCCGUAUUCUUUUUUGUUUUUUUAAUAACAGUUUGAAAAGUACCCACUGAUGUUCCUCUUUUUACAGACAAAAGGCUUUUUAGUUUGAACCCUAACCUAAUCAUACUUUUACAAGAGCCCUAUGUCAUUUUGCAAGCUACAUCUUUACACAGAUAUUAUGGCCAAAUUAUUUCUAGCAGGCACCCAGUGACUUUAGAAUGCAAGAGUACCACCAAGGAAAGCUGUUGGUGAUAUUGCUUGUUAUUGGAGUAGAAAGCAAAGUCCAAUAUGGUGAAGUUAGUUCAUGGUGAACUCUGAAGUGUCAUUCUCUGUGUUUGUGCCUUGGGAGCAUGUGUUCCUCUUGCUUUUCAACCAUCCAAUUGCUUUAGUAUCCUCAAGGAAAGUAUUAAAAUAGUUACUUUAUAAAACUAGCAUUAUUUAUUGUUUUGAAUUGAGCCUGCAAGCUGCCAGUUAAACGUCACUUCCAUAAAUACUAUGCUACCAUGCCGCCCCAAUUUGUGUAAACAUCUAAAUAGGCCGAAAGGAUUUUUGCUUUUGACAUGUUUAAAUGAUUCAUUUGAAUCAUAAUAAUGGUUUUGUAUAAUAAUAAUAAUAAUAAUGAUAGCUUUUGUUUUUAUUUAUUUAUUUAUUUAUUUAUUUAUUAUUAUUGUUAUUAUUAUUAUUAUUAUUAAUAAUAAUAAUAAUAAUAAUAAUAAUAAUCAUCAUCAUCAUCAUAAUAAUCAUAAUAAUCAUAAUAAUAAUGGUAACUAUGAGUAUCAUUGGUCAUACAUUUCAGUGACUUUAUUUAUUUAUUUUUUUACAAAGAAUGAUAUACUGUUAUAUUAAGUUGAGCUAAGUGAAGCUAAGCCCUGGUAAAGAAUACAUUCUACGGAAAAAGGUUGGACAUGCCCAGGUACAUAAAUACUUUCUAUAUACAUUUACAAAAAUGCAUCAGGGUCAUUGUCUUUGGGCAGAGGUUCUUAACCCUGUUCCUGGAGAUCUAUGGUACUAUAGUUUUCACUCCAACUAUGGACCCCCCUUUCACUCCAACCCUUCAACGUUUGUAAACAGUAAUGACGUAACAACGAUGCUUGCACAUUCUGCACAUCAGAUCAAUGUUGGAAAGCUAUCUGAGUGAUUAUGUGUUACAGCUAAAUUCAGGCUAGUUAUCAUAGUAAACUUACCGUAAUAACAAAGUCAUACGUUGCUAAAAUGUGCUCAUGUUUUUGAUCAUGUGAAGGCUUCUAUCACAAAGCACACCUCAUUUAACACCUAGUGAUCUCGGUGACAUGCUAAUUAGUAAAAUAAGGUGUGCCAAAUCAGUGUUGGAAUGAAAAUCAACAGGACAGUUGUCAAAAUGCCUUUUAAAACAAUUUAGAAUGUUUAUUUGUGGGGCAUCUUUACAUCACAUAACAAAAGAUACUGUUUGUGAAUAAUGGGAUGCAUACUCCCCUUGUUUAGUAACUAUCAGUCAGAUUUAAUUUCAUCUAAGGCCCUGGAGAUAAAGAGAUUUUGCAGUGAAAUUGAAAUUCCCUUAUGAUUGAUGUUCUUUAGCUUGUCUGGCGAACAUGGCAUAAUUCACAUUAAGGCAAAUGGAGGAAGAUCAUUCACAGUAAACCAAAUGAUUAGUUGAGACAACAGUAUGAUCACUAUAUACCUGCAUACAAUUUUUCUGGCAGAAUAAUUAUGAAGCUCUGAAUGGCUUCCUGAGGAAAGUUUGCUGCAACAAUUCUAAUGGAAUAUGUGAGACCCAUUCUGUCGAUGGUAAAAUGUCAUUGACAUGACUUGGUGGUCUAUGGGAGGUCAGUUGAGCUCCUACACAGUGCAGUCAGAACACAUGAAUAUUGUGAAAAGUGUUAUGCCCCUAUGUUCAAUUUAUAUGACAUAAGACAAUAUUGCACAACUGGAAUAACACACGGAAGACCAUUUCAGGUAAAUGUUCUUUUUUCAUACCAAGAUACUAUGGUAAAAAUGAAUUAGAAGUUAGAAGAGUUAGAAGUAUGUAAAUCUGAAAUUUAGCAGUCUGGUUCAAAAUGUCCCAUUUUAAAGUGAAAAAGUCACAUUCAAAAUGACAGCAGGAAAUCGAAUUUUUUUAAAAUUUGGAUGCCAUGACUGUCCAUUGUAUCUCAUAGUCCAUCAUUUUAAUCAGUGAAGUAUUAUUCACAAGAAAGAAAGAGGUCUUCCAAAAAUGUUAUUUCUAAAAGCUGGAUUUGGCCAGGAAAUGUAUUAAGAAUUGUGGCUUUGUAGGUUUAUUUUACAGUAAACUGAUACAUUUGUGGAAGACCACUAAACCUUAAUUUAAGCUUUAAGCCAUUUAUAUGUUGUGUGUGUGUCUGGUGGUGCAUAUGACCGGGAAGUAACCAUAUGCAAAACAGUUGUAAAAAAAUAAAAAUCAUCCUUUUGUCAUACAGUGAUGUCACAUACAUUUCUUAAAUACAGUUUGUUGUGCUGCUCCAAUCAUGAAUUGAGAUAAGCGCAUUAAUAUUCGUGAAGGAUCUUUGGAAUCGUAUGUUAUUCGUGUUCUGUUGACACACUUAGAUCAGUCUUGGUAGAGUACAGGGAAUUCACUGUAUUGCGAGGUUUGGGCCUUACUGAUUUACCCCCCCCCCCCCCAUUACUUUAGCUUGGUGGUUAACAUUAUAAUUUAUUUUAUUAGAUCACUGCUUUAUGAUGUAUAUUUGUAUAUUUAAUGAGCAUCUGGAUCUCUCAGGCUUUCACAUCUGGCCCAUUGGUAUAGGCUUGCACUUUAGAUGAACUGACCACAUCUGUUUGCCAGGCUGCCACCUAUGAGGGUGUGUUACACCUUCAGUUUCCACGGAAGGCCACACUGGUGGUCAUUCAAGAGUGGUCAUCUCUAUCCCAUCACCUGGAGUCAUAUUUCAUGUUGUUUGUUCUCUGUAUGGCUAGUGGUGACACACCCAGGUGUGUGCCAACAUAGAACUAGGUUUACGGGAACAACAAGCUGUAAUGGGAGGUUUGCUUUUACUGGAAUAUCUUACUGAUUACUGUAAUACUGAAAUGUAACUUUUCACGUUUCAAGGUCCAAAAUCCGUAGUUACAUCUCAUCAGAUUAGGUGCACCUAACGAUAAUAUAAACCUAUUUGAAUAAGGGGUUCCUGCUUGCUCUGAUAGUUAAGGUUUAGUUCAUACUCAAUGCCACUUGAGUGGUAUACCUGCAAACUGUUCAAUGCACAAAUGUACACACCUUGCAUAACCUGUUAAUGUGGGCAUAUGACUGAUAUGAAAUAUUUGUGCCUUGCCCUCGAGUUUUCUCAGUAUAGCCAAUAUUAUGCUUGUUACUCCUAUCUGCUUCUUCUGGUUUUUCUUUCAUUCUUUUUUCUGUUUUUAAACAAAGGGAACAUGCCUUUUAUACAAGUGGCCUUCAGAGCUAUGUAUAAUUUUGUUCAUUGCAAUUUUUAAAUGGUACUUGGAAUUUAUAUUCUGGAUCAGACAAGUUUUAAUAUUUUCCUUUCAUGAUAUAAUAUGCAAAUUGUAUUCUUACUUGAUUUUUAUGUUUGGUCUUUACAACUGCACCAGUUAUUAAUAAAGAGAUGUUAAAAUGCUA
Molecule: messenger RNA, 8430 nt
Organism: Anguilla anguilla (European eel)
Lineage: Eukaryota; Metazoa; Chordata; Actinopteri; Anguilliformes; Anguillidae
Gene: kcnq3
Product: potassium voltage-gated channel, KQT-like subfamily, member 3
Exons: 15
Coding region: 857-3394 (845 amino acids)
Biological process (GO): transmembrane transport; potassium ion transport
Cellular component (GO): membrane
Molecular function (GO): voltage-gated potassium channel activity
Source: RefSeq, a predicted model, not a curated record